Falco peregrinus (peregrine falcon) is the source of this 1089-nucleotide messenger RNA. Its product is annotated as acrosin-like. The record is from RefSeq and is a predicted model, not a curated record. Bases 1 to 1089 code for a protein of 362 amino acids. Gene Ontology annotation, biological process: proteolysis; acrosome reaction. Gene Ontology annotation, molecular function: serine-type endopeptidase activity. NCBI's taxonomy places the organism in Eukaryota, Metazoa, Chordata, Aves, Falconiformes, Falconidae. The transcript is spliced from 8 exons.
AUGGCCUGUGACCGCCUUGCUGCCAUCCGAAAAGCCCUGCACACUGGGACCCUCCUAGAGGCCACCACGCCCAGCCCCGUGGCAACCAGCCACUCUGUGACAUCACCCCCGGGGCCAAGUGCAUCCUGGGCAACAGGGACCUGCGGGCUCCGGCCCAUGGCUUUUCAGUACGGCAUGUCGCGCGUCGUGGGUGGCACAGAUGCCCAGGCAGGGGCCUGGCCCUGGAUCGUCAGCAUCCAGAAUCCCUGGCAAGCGGGCACGGGUCAUACCUGCGGAGGCUCCCUCAUCAGCGCACAGUGGGUCCUGACAGCAGCCCACUGCUUCAUCGAGGCCAGCUACAUCACCAUGUGGCGCGUGGUGAUCGGUGCCACGCGGCUGACUCAGCUGGGCCCUGAGGCCCAGGUGCGCAACAUCAAGCGGCUGCUCCUUCACCAAGGCUACAGUAACAUCACGCAGAGGAACGACAUUGCCUUGCUGGAGCUGGACCAGCCUGUGCAGUGCAACGCCUACGUUCAGCUUGCCUGCGUGCCCGAUGCCUCGCUGAGAGUCUCGCAGCUGAAAAACUGCUACAUCAGCGGCUGGGGUGCCACGACUGCAAGAUCUGGACGAUCAACGGAUGUGCUGCAGGAGGCCCAGGUCCGCCUCAUUGAUGUCAACGUCUGUAACAGCAGCCGGUGGUACAGAGGGGCCAUCCACACGCACAACGUCUGUGCUGGCUAUCCGCAGGGCAGCAUUGACACCUGCCAGGGGGACAGCGGUGGGCCUCUCGUGUGCCAAGACAGCAGUGCAGACUACUUCUGGCUUGUUGGUGUCACCAGCUGGGGGAGAGGCUGUGCCCGAGCCAGGCAGCCCGGAGUCUACACCUCCACUCAGCACUUCUACGACUGGAUCCUGCUACAGAUGGGCCUGCGCCCAGCAGUCUUUGUAGCCUUCUUGAUUGGUGCUGACGUGCGGAAUCAAACUCUACAACUCAAGGAGGCUUAUCAAGCAGACAACAUAGUUCUUGCUUACAACGUAGCUAGUCGAUCGGUAUCGACACGUGCAGACCGUAGUGUCCUUGUUAGUCAGUCCGUUAAACACAAGUGCUGA